UCAUCUCUAACCUAGACAACGCCCCGCGCACCUUAGCAUGCGCUCUCUCUCUUUCUCUCUCUCUCUCUUUACCCAAUUCAUAUCUGUUUUUGGUUCUAUGUGUGUGAAUGGGCUGCGUCGUAAGUCUUUCCUCACUCUCACCCCCCGUCCCGUCCCGUCCGCUCUGUAAAAGUAGGGUUAGGGUUUUAAGCGCAACCGCUCAUCAAUAUGCUACUCUCCUUUAGCUGUUUGCCUUAAUUUUAGGCGUUUUUCUUUUUUCAUUUUUUGAAUUUCAAUUACUUGCCGUUUUCUGCGUUUAAAGAUCUAUCAAUGCCUGGGAGUUUUUAUGCCAAUUCUUCAGCUGGAAACCUUAGGACACUCAAAGCUGUUUGGUUUUUGUUCCCAAAAGUGGGCACUUUCGGUGGAAAUUCAUCGGGGAGCCUCUUGAAGUUGUUGUUUAGGCCGUGCAUGCCUUUCACUUGAUUGAUUACUUUGGUAUUUCUGUGUUUCUAUGGCUCCAAGGAGAAAAGGUGCCAGUAAAGCUGCUGCGGCGGCUGCCGCUCGCCGGCAGUAUAAGGUAGGGGAUCUCGUUCUUGCUAAGGUCAAAGGAUUUCCGGCCUGGCCUGCUACGGUAAGUGAGCCUGAGAAGUGGGGUUAUCCUCCUGACUGGAAGAAGGUGCUUGUCUUCUUUUUUGGAACCCAACAAAUAGCUUUUUGCAACCCUUCUGAUGUAGAGGCUUUCACAGAAGAGAAGAAAGAAUCUCUCCUCGGAAAACGCCAUGGAAAAGGUGCAGAUUUUGUUCGUGCUGUGCGUGAGAUAAUUGAUUGCUAUGAGAAAUUGAAAAAUGAGUCAACAAACAAUGAACUGAACUAUGAAGUACCCACAGCAACACUUGAUUCUUGUCAAAAAGUGAAACAUGCUGCUGCAGAUACUAGUGGUCGGAACUAUUCAACAGAAACUGGUCCAGCUGGAGUGGUAGAAGAAACUUCAUGUGAUGAACAAGUACCAUCAAAAGAGCCUAGUGGCAUGGUGGAUGUUACGCCUGCUACAAAGACAUAUUCUUCAAGAAGGAAACUGAACUCUUUGAGACCACGCAACUGUGCCACACAGAAAAGAGGUCCUAGUACUUUGAAGGAUGGCAUUUUGAGGAGGAGUAAAAGGACUAGGAAGUUAUUUGAUGAUUCUGACAAGCAUGAGGUAGGUUCGCCUACUUCUCUUUCAAAUGGUAGCAUUGAAGAGAAUGAUUCUGAAAUUGUAACAGCUGAUUCUGAUACCUCAAGCUUCAAUGAAGGCAGCAGUGUGGAAUCUGGUUGCAAACUUGAGCCUCGGUCCCAUGAGCAUUGUGAAGGGGAGGUAGAGUUUAGCCAAAAGCUUGAUUUCCAUGGUAAUGCUGUAAUACUUAAGAAGAAGAGGAAGCCAAAUAGGAAAAGAUUACCUAGUGAUUCAACUGAGGAUACAGCUGCUCCUGUCAAAGAAAUAGAUUCGGAAAUGAAUGUGGUUAUAUCUGGGCAAAGCUUGCCAAAUGAUGUUGAAAAGCCAACUGAAAGAGUUGUGAAGGAUAUGAAGGAAGAUGGUGAUGAGCACUUGCCGCUUUUCAAAAGAGCGAGAGUUCGCAUGGGUAUGCCAUCACCUGUGUUGGAGGAACUUGAUACAUCAAUACAAGAGGAUAAAAGAACGGAAGUCUGUAAUAGCACUGCGGAACAGGGUACUGGGUCAUUGCAUGGGGGAGAUAGUUCUUUUGCUCAAAGCUCCUCCCCACUGAAUAAAGACCCAGUUAAAAUGGAGCAAUUAUGCAAUAGAAAAUUUGGUGGUUCACUUACUGGUGAAUCUGCUUUACCUCCAUCUAAACGCCUUCACCGUGCCUUGCAGGCCAUGUCAGCUAACACUUCUGAAGAUGAUCAAAAAAGUCUUGGGGGGCUAUCAAAAAUAAAUACAUCCCUUGCUGAAUGUUCUUCUGUGGGCUAUUGCUAUGAGUCAUCAGAUAGUCGUAAAGUAGAGAAUGAAUCUGGAAUGGAGAAAGCGGAGAAGCUUCUCAGAAAUGCUUCUAUAGAAGAUGCCACUCAGUUCUCAACAGCCACUGCUGGUUCAAUGGACAAUCCUGAAAUCAAGUCACCUAAUACAGGGGAGAUACAAGCCAAAGUGGAAUCACCUAAUGUAGGUGUUGAGGAACAGGUCUUAGUAAACCAUAGUGAUAAUUCAUCAACUCCUCUUGCAGCUUUCAAUGACAAUGAUGAAGUUGAUGCUCAUUCAUCGAAACCUUCUGGAGAGCCGGCUUGUGAACUUCACCAAAUGUGCUCAGAUUUUGUUGGAGGGGAUAAAAUUUCCACAAACUCACCCAAAAUAGAUGGCAUUGUUCAUGUGCAUACUUCGGAGGUUAAAUGUGAUGAUACUAACAAUUUGUGUCAACAUUCACUGAAUGAGAGUAAACAAGACAAUGAAAUAUCCAAUGCUGAAGAGGGUUUUGGAUUGACAUUGAAGGAUUCAUGUGCUUUAUCCCCACCCGAAAAGAUUAUGAGUUCUUCACAGCAAGAACUGCAUCAGUCUUGUUCAAGUUCUGUAUCUGAUGAUCAUUUGGGUGAAAAGCCUGUCUCAAUUACCUUGUCGUCGUCAUCUCUGACUGAUGGGUUGGAUUCAAACGCUCGGGCAUCACCACCGAAUACUUCAAUAUGCAACGUAUCUAAGUCUGAAGAUUUUGUCCUUGAUAAACCGAAGUUUGCAGACAAAAUGAGCAGCAAAAGAGAAGCUAGUGCUGCUCUAGCUUAUUUUGAAUCCAUUUUGGGAGCAUUGACACGGACCAAGGAAAGCAUUGGUCGAGCAACACGUGUUGCUAUAGACUGUGCUAAAUUUGGUGUUGCCACUAAGGUGGUGGAAAUUCUUUCUUCUAAUUUGGAAUGUGAGUCCAGUUUACAUAGAAGAGUGGAUUUAUUUUUUCUAGUUGAUUCUAUUGUUCAGUGUUCAAGAGGUUUGAAAGGUGAUAUUGGUGCUAUAUAUCCUUUAGCAAUCCAAACAGUAUUGCCGCGUAUGUUAGCAGCUGCUGCUCCUCCUGGAAGUUCUUCCCUGGAAAACCAGAGACAGUGCUUGAAAGUUUUGAAGGUCUGGCAGGAGAGGAGGAUUCUUCCAGAAUCAGUUAUUCGCCCUCGCAUUACCGAGCUGGAGUCUUUUUCUUCUAGUGGUGUAUACUGUCGACGGUCUUUAAGAACAGAGAGAUCUUUUGAUGACCCAAUUAGAGAAAUGGAGGGUAUGAUGGUUGAUGAAUAUGGAAGCAAUUCAAGUAUUCAGCUUCCUGGUUUUUGUAUGCCUCCAAUGCUAAAGGAUGAAGAUGCAAUCGACUCUGAUGGAGAGGGUUUUGAGGCUGUUACUCCUGAACAUACUGCUGCAAAAUCUGAAGAACAGGGAAAUGUCAUCCCGAGUACUGAGAAGCAUAGACAUAUAUUGGAAGAUGUGGAUGGUGAACUUGAAAUGGAGGAUGUGGCUCCUGUAUGCGAAGCUGAAAUCCCUGCCGUAAGUAAUGGUCCUGGAAUGGACACUGGGCUGGCUUCAGAUAAUCCAUUUGUAAAUCCUUUUGGAGCACACAUUCACCCUCCACUUCCAGUAGAUUUACCAGUAACACCUCCUCCUUUGCCGGCAUCCCCACCUCCUCCACCUCCGUCUAUGCCUCCGCCUCCACCUCCUUCUGUGCCUCCACCUCCUCCACCCCCUCCACCGUCCUCUCUUCCUGCUCCUGUUUUAUCUGGCUCAGUAUCUGUGGAUUCAAAGUUGUCUUCAAGUUCAGAGUGUGUUGGAGUGCAGAUUAUGAAAGACAACGUGGAAGAAUCGAUCGUGCCGCAAUCUAUUAAUGCAAGAGCUGAAUCGAGAAUUCCAGAUGGUAUUCAGCAUCAUGCCCCUGAUAGGAGAGGAAUACAAAAUCAUGUGCCAGUGCAGAAACCUGAUUCUCGUAAUUCACUUGCAUUCAGUAGUGAAUCUGCCCGUCAUCCAUCCGUUUGGGCGUCCAAUGACAUGCCAACUCCUGAGGAUUCUUUCAAGAAGAACUUUCGGUUGCGCCCACCUCAUCCUGCUCCAUCAAACCAGUUCUCCUAUGUGCAGUCUGAAGUGCAAGCAACGAGGAAUGCCCCGCAUCCUUCUUAUCCAAACAGAUUUCAUAUGCACAAUGCAGAUAACGUUGAUCUUUACAGAGACCGUAAUGAUUUUCCGCAUCGUGAUGUUGGAGAGUACUGGAGGACAUCAGCUCUGCCUUCUGGCCCAUGCUACCAAGACAGCAGCAGAGUCCCUUAUGAAGCUGGUCCAUAUACUUGUCCUCGUCAAAGGUCAUAUCGCGAUCACAGAUGGGCUCACCCUUCUCGACCUAUGAACUAUAGAGAUUUCUUGCCUCACAGAGCACCCCCCGAAGGUCCCCUCCCAGUAACAAGUAGAGUCAAGGAUAGAAGUAUGGCAUUAGUUUUGCCAGAGGUCUGCUUGGCCUGCCUUUUGACAAUUAAGGAGUUAGCUGGCGCUGGCGACGACACAGUUUUAGGGUCGCGGACAGACCCAUCCCCACACAUACAGUUUUGCUCCGCCUCUUAUCGUCGGGAAAACAUGGGCGCUUCCCUAUCCGCCGGCGAUUCCCCUCCAGAGAAGUCGAUUCACGAAUUCACUGUCAAGGAUUGCAGACGUAACGAUGUGGACCUCAGCAUUUACAAGGGCAAAGUGCUUCUCGUCGUCAAUGUUGCUUCCAGAUGUGGGCUCACAAACUCUAACUACACGCAGCUGACUGAGUUGUACAACAAAUACAAGGAUAAAGGAUUUGAAAUCUUAGCUUUCCCCUGCAAUCAAUUCCUGAAGCAAGAGCCAGGGACAAGCGAGGCAGCACAAGACUUUGCUUGCACUAGGUUCAAAGCUGAAUAUCCCAUCUUCCAAAAAGUGAAAGUUAACGGUGCAGAUGCAGCACCAGUCUACAAGUUCCUUAAAUCAAGUAAAGGUGGCUUUUGUGGUUCCAGCAUCAAGUGGAACUUCACCAAGUUCUUAGUUGACAAAGAAGGGAUAGUUAUUAAGCGUUUUAGCAGCACUACUCAACCAUUAGCAAUUGAGGAAGAUAUCCGAAAGGCAUUAGGAGAGGAGUGAGAGGCUUUACACAAUCUUUAUGCUGAAAAGAAUGGUCAUACUUAUACUAAGAGUGAAGGGUCUAGCAGAUGAGUUAAGUUCUUCUAAAUGUUUAUAUUCUAUGCUUUGUUUUGGCACUUGAAGUGAACCUGUGAUUAACCUAUCUAUUAUCAUGUUCCACCAUGUAAUAUACUAAUUAUGACCAUGUGUUAUAUGCUAAUACUUGUUAAAUAUAAAUUAAUUAGAUUUUGAAAUGAAUAUAUUCGUCCGACACAACAAUUGCACAUAAUUGAGUUGGCACGAGCUGAUUUUCUGGAAACAUCAAGGUAGGGUUGGCAUGGCAAGGAGACAAAACCAUGCAAAUGAAACUCUUUCAUUUGUGUUCCAUAGUACAGUGUAAGAUAAGAUAAUGCAGUAAUGUUGGGAGUUGGAACUCAAUAAUAUGAUUUGAUGUCGGGCCACCACAUACUUGAUCUCUAUUUCACCUAAUAUCUUCUACAGCCCCUCCAUAGUACAGGCACUAUAUAAUGACUGAAUCCUCACUUUCAAACCCAUAAACUUGUUCUUCAAUACCAAAACAAACCCCCAUUCUUCACCAUUCUUCUUCAUACAAGCAUGGCAGCUUCUUCUUUGUCAUCAAUAAGGAGUUGGAAACACCGGUCAAGGCGUGGCUGCUCGAAGCAACUCCGGGAGCAAAGGGCAAGGCUCUAUAUCAUAUGGAGAUGCACGGUGCUGCUACUCUGUUGGCAUGAUUGACUGACUUCAUACCUAGGUGCAGAUAGACACUAGUGAUGCUAUUGUACUAAUGCCUAGUUUUCAAUUAUAUAAAUAUUCACAUGAAUUUGUAGAUUAGUCUAUAGUUUGGUAUACUGUACUAUGUGAAACAUUCAGGAGAAAUUGUGUUAGGUGCAAGAAAAGUGAGUUGUUUUUAAGUUGAAACACCAAAA
Ipomoea triloba (trilobed morning glory) is the source of this 6003-nucleotide messenger RNA. Its product is annotated as protein HUA2-LIKE 2-like. Bases 491 to 5077 code for a protein of 1528 amino acids. Lineage: Eukaryota; Viridiplantae; Streptophyta; Magnoliopsida; Solanales; Convolvulaceae. Gene Ontology annotation, molecular function: transcription coregulator activity; glutathione peroxidase activity; double-stranded DNA binding. The transcript is spliced from 17 exons. Gene Ontology annotation, biological process: response to oxidative stress; regulation of transcription by RNA polymerase II. The record is from RefSeq and is a predicted model, not a curated record. Gene Ontology annotation, cellular component: nucleus.